GCCGCAUCGGCACUUUCAGGUUCAUCUAUGAAACUACUAUUUAAUAACUGCUUUUAGACCCCCGAAUCCUGCCCCCUCUUUUCUCCAGGUGAUACCACGUGCACCCAUGUCGACCACUAUCACCCCAGAGGAAAUCCAAGGUCUGGACCUAUACCAAGUGACAGCUCCAAAAAUCAAAUACAUCAGCAUUGCUGCUUUGACGCUCCUUACGUGGGACCUUGUCCUAACUUUUCCUCAAGAGGUUAAAUUAUGGAACACCAGAUGGACGCUUGCAAAAGUUCUGUUUUUCGUGAAUCGAUACUUCGCGCUUGGAACAGCUAUCUUAAUGACAUUCUUAACGUUUGACGUCGCACCAACCGAUGCUAUGUGUUCUGUAAAUGCGUUCUUUGCCGUCAUCGCAUUGUUGCUGGUAGCGAAUAUUCAAAUGAUUCUCCAACAUCGAAUAUAUGCGCUGUACGCAUAUGACAAAAGAAUCGUCGUUCCUGUGUCGAUGCUGUUCAUCACGAUCUUCAGCACUAUGAUGGUGAUGGCAGUGGUUGUAUACUUGUAUGAGAAGGAUCACGAAGCUCAGAUCUUUGGCGCAUGCUGUUUGCUUGGAUCUAUGGAGUGGUUAUAUCUCUUUUGGGUACCCAUGAUGGGCUUGGAACUUGUUCUUGUCGUGUUGGCAGGCCACAAAUCUCUUCAACACUAUUUCCAGGUACCGGACAAGACCUGGUCUGGUGCCCGUCUUAUGCGUACCUUUGCACGAGACUCGGUCCUUUAUUUUCUUUGCAACUUUUUGAUAUAUCUGUUUAGCACAUUGCUAGGCAAAUUUGGUCCUUCUGUGUAUUAUCAACUUGGCGCGAUCACGAUUUCAGUUGUCCCACCUGUAUCGGCGAACCGUCUCCUCAUCAACAUGUACAACUUUGCACACGACGAGCAGUCAACUUGGACGAUAGGUUUCGGAAGCUAAACCUUCCCUGCAAUUUGUGAAAGACACGUCGAGAGUACACCACGAGGAUAUGGAGCUUACAUUCGUGAGGACGAAGGGUUCCGAGCAGGCGGAUGCAUCAUCGUUUGAAUGAUAUCAGUCGGGUGUA
This is a messenger RNA of Suillus fuscotomentosus, 1079 nucleotides long. RefSeq lists its product as uncharacterized. The record is from RefSeq and is a predicted model, not a curated record. The transcript is spliced from 15 exons. NCBI's taxonomy places the organism in Eukaryota, Fungi, Basidiomycota, Agaricomycetes, Boletales, Suillaceae. The coding region runs from base 107 to 952 and encodes 281 amino acids.